This is a messenger RNA of Paramormyrops kingsleyae, 970 nucleotides long. RefSeq names its product FSHD region gene 1 (gene frg1). Gene Ontology annotation, cellular component: catalytic step 2 spliceosome; striated muscle dense body; nucleolus. The record is from RefSeq and is a predicted model, not a curated record. Gene Ontology annotation, molecular function: actin filament binding. NCBI's taxonomy places the organism in Eukaryota, Metazoa, Chordata, Actinopteri, Osteoglossiformes, Mormyridae.
GCUGUGAUCCGACGAGUUUGACCAUCUCCGACUAGCGUCGCUGUCCUCCGCACUGAGAGCUAAACAUGGCGGACUAUUCGAGAGUAAAAUCGACGAAACUGGUCCUGAAAGGAUCAAAGGAUAAGGGCAAGAAGAAGAAACACAAGGACAGCAAGAGAAAAAGGAAUGAUGAUGCAAAUAGAAUGGACAUUGUUGGAGGCUGGUGGGUGGUUGGUCACUUCGGAGAAAUCAGUGGAACCGUUUCCAUAGAGAUGCAUGACAGCUCAUACGUCCACGCUUUGGACACGGGGCUUUUCACUCUCGGGGCACCACACAAAGGGGAAGAAGGACCAGUCCCCCCAGAGCAGUUCACAGCCAUAAAGGUGUCAGACUCCAGGAUCGCCCUCAAGUCAGGCUACGGGAAGUACCUAGGGGUGGACGCAGAGGGCGUGGUGGUGGGCCGCUCCGACGCCAUUGGGUCCCGGGAGCAGUGGGAACCCGUCUUCCAAGAUGGUAGGAUGGCUCUGAUGGCUGCCAAUAGCUGUUUCAUCUCCUACAGCGAGGACGGUGACAUUGUUGCCAAGAGCAAGACUGCUAAAGACGAGGAGAUGAUAAAGAUCCGCUCCUGUGCUGAGAGGGAGGCGAAGAGGAGCGACGACAUCGCAGAUGAGGACCGGGGGAAUGUCAAGAGCUGCGAGAUAAACUACGUGAAGAAGUUUCAGAGCUUCCAAGACCAAAGGCUAAGGAUCAAUGAGGGACACAACAAUGAGCUGAAGAAGGCCAGGCUGGACGGAAAGUUCCACGAGACAAUGCUCGACCGGAGAGCCAAGAUGAAAGCUGACCGAUACUGCAAAUGAGAUUUCAUGUUUUUUUUUUUGUGUAUGUUUUUUCCUCUUAAAUGUUGUGUAUUUUUCCCUGCAGUUUCUUUAAAAUCUAUAGUCGAUGUUCUUUUCUUUAUUAACAUUAAAUCUUUCAGAAAAAGUGAAUUGUA